Molecule: messenger RNA, 1047 nt
Organism: Penicillium oxalicum
Lineage: Eukaryota; Fungi; Ascomycota; Eurotiomycetes; Eurotiales; Aspergillaceae
Product: class I SAM-dependent methyltransferase
Exons: 10
Coding region: 1-1047 (348 amino acids)
Molecular function (GO): methyltransferase activity
Source: RefSeq, a predicted model, not a curated record
AUGUCGGAACCCGAGGCGAUCGCGGUGGAUCCGGACACGUACGCUGUCGCAGGCGCGUACUGGCCCGAUGAUUGGCAAUCGGAAACCACGUCUAUCGGAUCUUCAAUCUAUCGAGGUUUGAUCGAGAAUGGCAGACGCUAUCAAGCACUACGGAAUAAGGAGUAUCUUAUCCCCGCGGACGAGGCACAAUUCGAGGCGUAUGAGGCUGGACACCUGUGUGCUCUUAUUCUAGAGUCCAGUUAUGAUAAUCCAUUCUUCCGGGCCCCGGUCAAAUCUCCCAAGAAUAUCCUUGAUAUUGGCACGGGGAAAGGGACAUGGGCAAUCGAUGUUGCCGAUAUGUUUCCAGAAGCCACGGUGCGUGGAGUGGACCUCUUUCCUCCCCCCGUCACAUGGGUGCCUCCCAAUUGUGUGCUCGAGGUGGAUGAUGUCCAGCAAGAGUGGACGUGGCACGAGCCGUUUGACCUUAUCCACAUGCGGAUCAUGAUCGGAUCAUUCGAGGAAGCCGAGUGGACGCGUUUGUAUAAGCAAUGCUACGACAACCUGAAACCGGGAGGUUGGAUCGAGCAAUUGGAGGUGAGCCCCAUGAUUCAAACGGAUGAUGGCAGUUUGCCGCCAGACAACAUCCUGAAUGAUUGGGGUCCCAAUAUGCUUGCCUGUGGGGAACGCGCCGGUCGAAGUGUCGACACUUUCGAUACGAUGACCAACAAGAUCCAAAAGGCGGGAUUCACCAAUAUCCACCAAAAAUUGUACAAAUGGCCCAUUGGCCCCUGGCCUCGAGAUAGAGAGCUCAAGGAAGCAGGCAUGGUCAAUCACCAGCAUUGGAGCUCGGGAUUGGAAGGUUGGUGCAUGUGGCUGCUCACUCGAUAUGGCAGUCCUUCACCUUGGAGUCAAGAAGAGGUGCAAGUAUACGUGGCUCGCUUGCGCAAUGAAUUAUUGAAUCCACGCUUCCAUAUUUGGCAUCGCGGACGGCGUGUAUGGGCUCAAAAGCCCUAUGACGACAGUCCUACCCCAACAAACAAGACGACAACACCAAGAGGACAAUGGUAG